Molecule: messenger RNA, 711 nt
Organism: Naumovozyma dairenensis CBS 421
Lineage: Eukaryota; Fungi; Ascomycota; Saccharomycetes; Saccharomycetales; Saccharomycetaceae
Gene: ACM1
Product: Acm1p
Exons: 1
Coding region: 1-711 (236 amino acids)
Source: RefSeq, a predicted model, not a curated record
AUGAGCUCACCAAUAAAAAGAAGACCAGUAUUAGCAGGGAAAAAUGUCAACAGUUAUACAAAGGGGUCAAUACGUAAAAAUGGUAACGACAGUACGCAUUCCUCUCCUAGUAAGAAAAAUUACAAAAUAAUAGAUUAUGCAUUGAGACGAAGUCCAAUCAAAAAUGUAUCUUUAUCACCACAAAGAAGAAAACCCCUAUAUUCUCCUAGUAAGCUAAAUUGUAGCACAAGGAACGGUACAUUUACUAUGUUCCAGGAAACACCUGAGGCACGUCAAGCCAUUUUAUUGGAACAUAGUAAUAUGCUAGUUUAUAGUAGCAGUUAUCACGAUGAAAAUAGCUUUGAAGAGGUGAAGGAAAAUAUGUCUCCUAGUAAACUCAACUCGAAGAAAUUAAUAAGACAAAAACCCACAAAAAAGAGGGUUAUAAGGAAACCACUUCGAGAUCUUGAUAUUUCAGAAUAUAAGGGUUACAUUGAAAAUCCUCAUACUAAAGAAACUACAGAACUGAAUUUGCAUACCAACGGUAAGAUCCAUUUACCGAGUUUUGUGACACCACCUAGAAAACAUAAAUUAAAGGACUAUUUCACUACCAAUACCCACGAACAUGAUAGCAGUGCAUCAAGCUUACAUUUUUCUCAAACCACUGACGAUAUUAAUGAAAAUAAAGUCGUAAGAAAAUUAGAGUUUGAAAUUUUCGAGAAUGAAUUAUAG